AUGGGGCUCCGGUGGCUGCUGGCGCUGGCGCUGCUGGCGUGGGCGCGCGGGGUGGCCGCGGGCGCCGAGGCCGUCGGGAACGCCAGCCAGGGUUUCCUUGAGUUCUCCGUGGGGAAGUUCAGAUACUUGGAGCUCAGCAGAGCUUCUCCAGAGGAAGCUAUAUUGCGUGAUAUUUCCAGCAAUGUGACCUUUGUCAUUUUCCAAAUACACUCCCAGUCACAGAACACAACCGUCUCUUCUUCUCCGACUUUCCUGCCCGGUUCCUCGGCCACGGGCACUGACGGAGGGCUGGCUUUCAUCCUGACACCGGAGCAGAGUGUGUGCUCCUGGUACCUGCAGACUGCCGCGGCGGCGCCUGUCCAGAGUGUGGCCAUCCCGCUGUCCUACUCGGAAACAGAUCCUAUCCCCGGAGGCUGUAACUUGGAGUUUGAUUUAGAUAUCGAUCCCAACAUUUACGUGGAGUAUAACUUCUUUGAAACCACUGUCAAAUUUGCCCCAGCAAACCUUGGCUAUGCACGGGGCGCAGCUCCUCCGUUGUGUGACGUUGGGACAGGCCGGGACUCCAGGUGGAGGCUGCAGUAUGAUGUCUACCGGUACUUCCUGCCCGAGAACGACCUUGCCGAGAAGGUGCUGCUCCGGCACCUGCAGAGAAUGGCCGAGGUGUCGCAGGUCAAGGCCAGUGCCGUCAAGGUGGUCACCCUGACUGCUGACGAUAAGACGGAAGUUUCCUUCUCCUCCAUCCGGGGACAAGGUGUCAUUUACAACGUUAUCGUCCGGGACCCGUUCCUCAACUCCUCUGCUGCCUACAUUCCUGCCCACACAUACGCUUGCAGCUUUGAGGCCGUGGACGGCGGCUGCGCCUCUCUCGGAAGAGUCUCCACUAAAGUGUUCUUCACUCUUUUCGCCCUGCUCGGUCUCUUCAUCUGUUUCUUGGGACACAGAUUCUGGAAAACAGAAUUAUUCUUCAUAGGUUUUAUCUUCAUGGGCUGCUUCUUCUACAUCCUGGUCGCCAGGCUGACGCCCCUUAAAUACGACGUGCGUCUGAUUCUGACCGCCGUGGCUGGCAGCGUCGGGGGCCUCGUCCUGGCGGUGGUGUGGUGGCGAUUCGGAGUCCUCCCGCUCUGCAUGCUGUGUGUGGGGCUGGCCCUGGGCUCGCUCGUGGCCUCCGUGGUCCUCUUCACUCCACUUGGAAACCUCCAGGUGUUCCGCGAUGAUGGUGUGUUCUGGGUGACUUUCUCCUGCGUGGCUGUGCUUGUUCCCGCCGUCUUCAUAGGCUGCCUGAGGAUACUGAACAUCCUGGCCUGUGGAGUCCUUGGCUCCUACUCGGUGGUGCUGGCCGUUGACAGCUACUCGUACACGAGCCUUUCCCACAUCACUUUGAAUGUUCUCCGGAGAGCGCUCAGCCCGGAUUUCCGCAGAGCUUUCACAAGUGUGCCUUUGCAGACCACUGAUUUUAUCAUCCUGGCAGUAUGGGGGAUGCUGGCUGUAAGUGGAAUCACGUUACAGAUCCGAAGAGAGAGAGGGCGGCCGUUUUUCCCUCCGCACCCGUACAAGUUGUGGAAGCAAGAGAGAGAGCGCAGGGUGACGAACGUUCUGGACCCCAGCUACCACAUCCCUCCGCUGAGAGAGAGGCUCUCCAGCCGCUUAGCACAGAUCAAAGAGCUCUUCCAGAAGGAACAGCCCGCUGGGGAGAGAACACCACUGCUUCUGUAGAGCCGCAGGGGCCAGGCCAGUGAGCUGUGCGCUGGUCCCCAGGCCUGGCCGGGUCAGCUGUUGCCGGCGUGCGGCUAGUGGGUGACCGCGGGGUAAGUGUGUUCUAGAUAGUUAGGGUGUCCCCAAGCAGGAGAGUGAGGAAGGUCGCCCAAAAGUUGGUGGGGGAGAAGCAUUCCUUUAUUUCUGAACAUGGGAGAAAUUACCUUUUUGUUCACAAAUGUAUUAGCAAUGUGUUCCACUAAAUAGAUACACUAAAAGAAAACUACAAAAUGAACUGGAAAAACACUCAAUGUUUUCAGAGUUCCCUGGUGGUUCUUUUUGUAACUCCUUGGACAGUUCUUGCACCUGGGUCUGUCUGAGCUUGAGGGCUGUUGGAGUGACGUUAGGCUGAGUCUGAGCUCGAGGGGUGUUGGAGCUGAAUGUUAGGCUGGGUCCGCAUCGGCCGCCCUGCCUGGAGCUGCAGGGAUCUGCUACAGGGCCUGGGACCAUCAGGGGACAAGAGGGGUAACUCCUUUUCUUUCCACGGCAACCUGAUUUCUGAGUUGCAUGUCUUUGUCCGUAUCCUACCUUAUGGAAAAGGUACCUUUUGUGUGUUUCCUAGUAUUUAUAUUGCAACUUUUUAAAUUGUGAGAUGCACGUGGAACUUAGUACCUGACUCAUUUCUUAGUGUACGGUUCAGUAGGUCCCCUUUGUCUUUGCCUUUUAUUGCUGAAAAUGACCGUUUAAAUAGAUCAGUGAUUCAGUUGUUUGAAAAUGGGCUGGCUUAUGUUGGUGAGAGAAGCCUUCUGUGGAAGCUUUAUUUGUAUUCUAAAUAAGGGCCUCUGCGAUUUUGUUUUUGGUUUCCCCCCUCGAGCCCUUUUGCGAUGGUGUAUCAAGGACACCCAGGUGACUGUUCCUUCUUCACCUGUAGGGUCUUUAACAAGGAAGCUGUGGGAAGGUUGCCUUUCUAGUUCCUUGUCCUGAGUUGGCUGUGUUAGCACUGGUGAGAGAUGGAGUUUGUCAUCACUGAUUUUCUGGGUGAAGCCUUUGGGCUGUCUGUGUUUCACGGUGAUGGUCUGAGAGGCAGGAAGGAUUUGGGGGACCUGUGGGGCUGCACUCGGUUAGCACCUUGGGUUCUGCAAGGAGAGACCCCCUGGUUGCACUCUAAGGAAGCCCCUGAGCUCCAUGCUGCUUCUGAGGACCAGGGCCCGCCCUCCCAGCCGGCAGAGAGCUGGGUUGUUGUGUGCUGGGGUCAGCCUGUGGGAGCUGAGGUGCUUGGUGGUGUGCGGUACACAUCGGUGAGCAAACUGCUGCUUAGAGUGUCUGCAGAGUAUAGCCGACUUUGGAAGGUACUAGAAAAAUCGUCAAGCUUUUGCUUUUUAAAACAUUUUGGGAAGGAAAAAAAAAAAUUUAAAGACCAGAAAAUGAGUACCUUUUGCUGUUGAAAACCAGUGCGACUGAGUUAUCCUGUAAUUCUUACCGUCUGUAUCUUGAGUGAUGUUUAGACUUGAUGAGAAAUUGCUUCUGUAUGAUUGUAGGGACUCUGGCUUCGAUGUUUGUUCAUUCCAACAAAGUGCCAUGGCAUGUUUGUGAGCUGUCUGUGACACUGUCAGAACACAUUCCUACGGAGGACUGUAAAGGCAGGACAUGCAUUCCUGGGGAGGACUCACAGUGUUCCAGAAAUUUCCUGAUAAUUUGUAAUAAAAAGCAGUUUAUAUAAUUUUAUAAUAAAUUCCUAUUUUGAA
This is a messenger RNA of Lepus europaeus (European hare), 3437 nucleotides long. It is a transcript of the gene TM7SF3, whose product is annotated as transmembrane 7 superfamily member 3. The transcript is spliced from 12 exons. The record is from RefSeq and is a predicted model, not a curated record. NCBI's taxonomy places the organism in Eukaryota, Metazoa, Chordata, Mammalia, Lagomorpha, Leporidae. The coding region runs from base 1 to 1713 and encodes 570 amino acids.